Malaya genurostris is the source of this 1181-nucleotide messenger RNA. Its product is annotated as enoyl-[acyl-carrier-protein] reductase, mitochondrial. Gene Ontology annotation, molecular function: trans-2-enoyl-CoA reductase (NADPH) activity. The record is from RefSeq and is a predicted model, not a curated record. The transcript has 2 exons. Gene Ontology annotation, biological process: fatty acid metabolic process. NCBI's taxonomy places the organism in Eukaryota, Metazoa, Arthropoda, Insecta, Diptera, Culicidae. Bases 114 to 1181 code for a protein of 355 amino acids. Gene Ontology annotation, cellular component: mitochondrion.
UGUCAUUCGCAAGUCAUUUAAAAACAUUUAUUGCGGAAUUCUGAUAAUAUUGUCAGUUUCAUUCUGAAGUUGGAAACAAACAGAACUGUUUUCGAACAGUCAUAUCGCACAAUAUGUCCAUAUUGUUUCGGCAAUACAGCUCUGGUUCCUGUCAGUUUUAUCGUCACAUGAGCGUUGUUGCUUCGAUUCUACGGUAUAAUGAAUUCGGCGAUCCUGCGAAGGUUCUCCAAAUCCAUCAGGAAACUAUGCCUGAUCCUGGUACCGGAGAAGUUCUAAUAAAGACAAUCAGUGCUCCAAUAAAUCCAGCAGACAUAAACACAAUUCAAGGAAAAUAUCCCGUUAGACCUGAGUUUCCUGCUGUUGGUGGAAACGAAUGUGUUGGGGAAGUUGUCGCUGUUGGUGAGCAAGUGACUCGAUUAGCAAUCGGUGAUCGCAUAGUGCCAUUCGCUUCCGGAUUAGGCACAUGGCGAUCACAUGCCUUGUAUAACGAAACUAAUUUGAUGAAGGUUCCAGCGAAUAUUGGCAUUGCUGAAGCUGCCACCAUAACUGUGAAUCCAUGUACAGCAUAUCGCAUGCUGAAAGAUUUCGUAAAUCUAAAGGCUGGAGACUCGGUGAUACAGAACGGAGCAAACUCUGCUUGUGGACAAGCAAUCAUUCAACUUUGUCGCGCAUGGGGCAUUCAUUGUGUGGGAAUUGUCCGUGAUAGACCAGAAAUUAAUCUGCUCCGGAAUUAUUUAAAAGAUUUGGGAGCAGCGGAAAUUCUGACCGAGGAAGAGCUCAGAACCACGAAAAUAUUUAAGGAUGGAAUAUUCAAGAAACCCAAGCUUGCGCUGAACUGUGUAGGGGGAAAAAAUGCAUUAGAAAUUUCACGUCAUCUGGACAACCACGGAAUUAUGGUUACGUACGGAGGAAUGUCGAGGGAACCUGUCACUGUGCCGACUGCUUCACUAAUUUUCAAAGAUCUGCAGUUCAGUGGUUUUUGGAUGACUCGCUGGACGAAAGAUAAUGCCAAGAGUUCCAAACGAUCUGAAAUGUUUAAUGAGUUGUUCGGAUUAAUAGAAAAAAAUGCUUUUAAGGCACCAGCACACGAAAUGAUUUCCUUUACUGAUUACGUGACUGCUGUAACAAAUGCUUUGAGCAUUCAAGGAUUUGUGGGUAAGAAAUUUUUAUUUAAGUUUUAG